Molecule: messenger RNA, 2754 nt
Organism: Rhagoletis pomonella (apple maggot)
Lineage: Eukaryota; Metazoa; Arthropoda; Insecta; Diptera; Tephritidae
Gene: Hsc70-3
Product: endoplasmic reticulum chaperone BiP
Exons: 3
Coding region: 191-2161 (656 amino acids)
Biological process (GO): endoplasmic reticulum unfolded protein response; protein refolding; cellular response to unfolded protein
Cellular component (GO): membrane; endoplasmic reticulum lumen; endoplasmic reticulum chaperone complex
Molecular function (GO): ATP-dependent protein folding chaperone; heat shock protein binding; ATP hydrolysis activity
Source: RefSeq, a predicted model, not a curated record
CACAGAGAGAACUAUCAGUUGAAAUCCACACAUCAGAGAAUAAAGAAUAAUAAUUUUUGAAGUAAAUAUAGCGAAAAAUAUAUAAACUGGCCAAAAGCUACGAAAGUAAGCUGUAACACAGGAUAAAUACUUUUUAUAUUAAUAGUUAAUUUAAUUUUAUAAACGUAGUAUAAAGGAGAAUUCAUUCGCAAUGAAGAUUUGCUUAUUGCUACUGGCCGUGGUGGCCUUUGUUAGUCUUUCACAUGGUGAAGAGAAGAAGGAGAAAGAUAAGGAUAUUGGCACAGUUAUUGGUAUCGAUUUGGGUACAACAUACUCUUGUGUUGGUGUCUAUAAAAAUGGCCGAGUAGAAAUCAUUGCCAACGAUCAGGGUAACCGUAUCACACCAUCUUAUGUUGCAUUUACUGCUGAUGGCGAGCGUUUGAUUGGUGAUGCUGCGAAAAAUCAAUUGACAACUAAUCCCGAGAACACAGUGUUCGACGCGAAACGUCUCAUUGGCCGCGAAUGGUCGGAUACUAAUGUGCAACACGACAUAAAAUUCUUCCCGUUCAAGGUUGUUGAAAAGAAUUCGAAACCACACAUCAGCGUAGCCACUUCUCAGGGUAACAAAGUGUUUGCGCCUGAGGAGAUUUCUGCUAUGGUUUUGGGUAAAAUGAAAGAGACUGCUGAGGCUUACCUUGGAAAGAAGGUCACUCAUGCAGUGGUUACUGUGCCAGCCUAUUUCAAUGAUGCUCAACGUCAGGCUACCAAAGAUGCAGGUGUCAUUGCCGGUUUAAAUGUGAUGCGUAUUAUCAACGAACCUACAGCGGCCGCUAUUGCUUACGGCUUGGAUAAGAAAGAGGGUGAGAAAAACGUGUUGGUCUUUGACUUGGGUGGUGGUACUUUUGAUGUAUCGCUGCUGACAAUAGACAAUGGCGUAUUCGAGGUGGUUGCCACUAAUGGUGACACUCAUUUGGGCGGUGAAGAUUUUGAUCAACGUGUCAUGGAUCACUUUAUCAAAUUAUACAAGAAGAAGAAGGGUAAGGACAUUCGCAAAGAUAACCGUGCUGUGCAGAAAUUGCGUCGCGAAGUUGAGAAAGCAAAGCGUGCGCUGUCUGGUUCUCACCAAGUUCGUAUUGAAAUUGAAUCGUUCUUUGAAGGAGAAGAUUUCUCUGAAACAUUAACCCGAGCCAAGUUUGAGGAAUUAAAUAUGGACUUAUUCCGUUCAACACUGAAGCCAGUAACAAAGGUUCUAGAGGACGCUGACAUGAAUAAAAAGGACGUUCAUGAAAUUGUUUUAGUCGGUGGUUCUACACGAAUUCCUAAAGUGCAACAACUGGUUAAAGACUUUUUCGGAGGCAAGGAACCAUCCCGUGGCAUCAACCCCGAUGAAGCUGUUGCUUAUGGUGCUGCCGUCCAAGCUGGUGUGCUUUCUGGAGAACAAGACACUGAUGCUAUUGUGUUACUUGAUGUCAAUCCAUUGACUAUGGGUAUCGAAACAGUCGGAGGGGUAAUGACAAAGCUUAUUCCUCGUAACACUGUCAUCCCAACAAAGAAAUCGCAAAUCUUCUCGACUGCGUCGGACAACCAGCACACUGUUACCAUCCAAGUCUAUGAAGGUGAACGCCCAAUGACCAAGGAUAACCAUUUGCUUGGUAAAUUCGAUUUGACUGGGAUCCCACCAGCACCUCGAGGCAUUCCACAAAUUGAAGUAUCUUUCGAAAUCGACGCCAACGGUAUUCUACAGGUUAGCGCCGAAGACAAGGGUACUGGCAAUAAGGAAAAGAUUGUCAUCACUAAUGAUCAGAAUCGACUAACUCCUGAAGAUAUUGAUCGCAUGAUUCGCGAUGCCGAAAAGUUUGCUGACGAGGACAAGAAACUGAAAGAGAGGGUCGAGACUCGCAACGAGCUGGAAUCGUACGCAUACAGUUUGAAGAACCAAAUUGGCGACAAAGAUAAACUGGGUGGAAAAUUGAGCGAUGACGAAAAGACUAAAGUGGAAAGUGCCAUCGAUGAUACCAUUAAGUGGAUGGAACAAAACGCCGACGCCGAUCCGGAGGAAUAUAAGAAGCAAAAGAAGGAUUUGGAAUCGAUUGUGCAACCCGUUAUUGCCAAACUGUAUCAAGGAGCUGGCGGAGCACCACCAACCGAAGAAGGUGAUGAUGAUGUCAAGGACGAGCUGUAAAAGAAGGGCGGGAUAAUUUAUUAGUUCAUAAUAUGAUUACUUUUAAUUUCAUUUAGUUUUUAAACUGAUCUAGAAAAAUUCAGACUGAUACACUCUUAAACAAAAUAAGUUUAAUAAAUUUUGAAGAGAUAAUAUGAAGAAAGACAGAAGCCAAUCCAGUCUAGAAAUAAUAUACAUACUUUCCUUUUAGAUGACAGAUUUAGAGUUCAAUCAGUUUAUAUCUUUUGGUUAUCUUUUAUACGUAUUCCAAGCAGGGAAAAUUCUUAACUUUUACCAACUUAUUAAUUUUGAAAUUACUUAAUUUAUUUUGUUAAAUUCUGUAAAUUUUUCGGAUGUGUUCCACAUUCCAAGUAAGUCUCUCCAAAAUGUAAUUCAAUGCUUUUUCAAACUCGCUAUGUAAAACAAAUCACUUAAAAUAAUUUUUGCAAUUGUACAUUACUCAUUCACGCUCAUGAUUUGUAUCUCAUGGAUAAGUGAUUUAAUUUUUUACAAAACAUUAAAUAUAUUAUGAAGAGGAUCGAAAUCUUCGAUUUUACGAAGAGUUUUAUGACUUAAAAUAAUUAAAAAUAAAAUAAUAAAUAGAAGAAAUUUCA